Mercurialis annua (annual mercury) is the source of this 3775-nucleotide messenger RNA. Its product is annotated as protein CTR9 homolog. Gene Ontology annotation, molecular function: RNA polymerase II complex binding. Bases 223 to 3507 code for a protein of 1094 amino acids. Gene Ontology annotation, biological process: regulation of DNA-templated transcription. Gene Ontology annotation, cellular component: Cdc73/Paf1 complex. The transcript is spliced from 24 exons. The record is from RefSeq and is a predicted model, not a curated record. NCBI's taxonomy places the organism in Eukaryota, Viridiplantae, Streptophyta, Magnoliopsida, Malpighiales, Euphorbiaceae.
UCUUCCGGUGUCCCGUACAUACCUGAGUUCAAGAAUUUUACUUCCAUUAUUUUUCACAAUAGCUUAGCUUCUUCCACUCGUCUUCCCGCCGAUAAAAAAAAUCAGCUACUGCUAGACAGAGUAACAGAGUCUUCUCCAGGAAUCUUCACUCACUUUGCUCAAUCGCAAGACAUGAAUUCCGAUUGAGAAAUCGCUAAAGUAACCGGAAAUUAAGGAAGAAAAAUGGCGUCAGUGUAUAUACCGGUACAGAACUCCGAGGAGGAAGUGAGAGUAGCUUUAGAUCAGCUUCCUCGAGACGCUAACGAUAUUCUCGACAUUCUCAAAGCGGAACAAGCCCCUCUCGAUCUCUGGCUCAUCAUUGCGAGAGAGUACUUUAAACAAGGCAAGGUCGAACAAUUUCGCCAGAUAUUGGAGGAAGGAUCUAGUAAUGACAUUGAUGAGUAUUAUGCUGAUGUUAAGUACGAGAGGAUUGCUAUUCUAAAUGCAUUAGGAGCGUAUUAUAGCUAUCUCGGUAAAAUUGAGACUAAACAGAGGGAAAAGGAAGAAUACUUUAUACAGGCAACUGGAUAUUAUAAUAAAGCUUCGAGGAUUGACAUGCAUGAGCCUUCUACUUGGGUUGGCAAAGGUCAGCUAUUACUUGCCAAGGGCGAAAUACAGCAGGCAUAUAAUACUUUUAAGAUUGUUCUGGACGAAGAUAACGAGAAUGUAUCUGCUCUUUUAGGUCAGGCAUGUGUUGAGUACAAUCGCGGUCAUUACAGUGAAUCUCUGAAGACAUACAAGAGGGCAGUGCAAGUGUUUCCCGAGUGUCCUGGAGCUGUAAGGCUUGGUAUAGGUCACUGCUAUUAUAAGUUGGGCAAUGUUAAAAAAGCUCGGCAAGCAUUUGAACGGGUUUUUCAGUUAGAUCCAGAAAAUGUUGAAGCUCUUGUAUCCCUUGCAAUUUUGGAUUUGCAAAAGAAUGAUGCUAAAGGAAUAAGGAGAGGAAUGGAAUAUAUGCAGAGAGCCUUUGAGAUAUACCCUUACUGCGCAAUGGCUCUGAACUACCUAGCAAAUCACUUUUUUUUCACUGGUCAACAUUUCUUAGUUGAGCAACUGACUGAAACUGCUCUUGCUGUGACUAAUCAUGGACCAACGAAGUCACACUCCUACUAUAAUUUAGCACGCUCUUAUCACAGCAAGGGGGACUAUGAAACAGCUUCAGGAUACUACUGGGCAUCUGUGAAGGAAAUUAACAAACCCAGUGAAUUUGUAUUUCCUUAUUAUGGAUUGGGACAAGUGCAGCUGAAGCUAGGAGAGGUUAAAAAUGCACUGUCAAAUUUUGAAAAAGUUUUGGAGGUUUACCCCGAUAGUUGCGAGACAUUGAAAGUUCUAGGGCACAUUUAUGUUCAGCUUGGGCAGAUUGAGAAGGCUCAAGAACUUUUGAGGAAGGCUACAAAAAUAGAUCCUCGUGAUGCACAGGCUUUUCUCGAUCUUGGUGAGCUGUUGAUUUCAUCAGACCCAGGAGCAGCUCUUGAUGCCUUGAAAACUGCACUCAGUCUUCUGAAAAAGGGGAAGCAAGAAGUGCCGGUGGAGCUGCUUAACAAUAUUGGAGUUAUUUAUUUUGAAAAGGAAGAACUGGAGCUCGCUCUAGAAACUUUCAAGGAGGCUGCAGGUGAUGGAAUAUGGCUUGCUUUCCUAGAUGGUAAAGCAAAAACCUAUACAAUUGAUGCAGCUGUAUCUAUUCAGCAAUUCAAAGACAUGCAAUCGUUUCAUCGUAUAGAGCAAGAUGGUCAUUGCAUUGAACUACCUUGGAAUAAAGUGACUGCUUUAUUUAACUUGGCCAGAUUACUUGAGCAGAUGCAUAAAACUGAAACUGCAAGUGUCUUGUACCGUCUUAUUUUGUUUAAGUAUCCAGACUAUGUGGAUGCUUACAUGAGGCUGGCUGCCAUCGCAAAGGCUCGAAAUAAUCUUCAAUUCAGCAUUGAACUGGUUAAUGAGGCCCUGAAGGUGAACGACAAGUGCCCAAAUGCAUUAUCUAUGCUUGGUGACUUGGAGCUGAAAAAUGAUGACUGGGUUAAGGCAAAAGAAACCUUGCGUGCUGCUAGUGAAGCAACUGAUGGGAAAGAUUCUUAUGCGACUCUAUCUCUGGGGAACUGGAACUAUUUUGCUGCAAUACGCAAUGAAAAAAGAAAUCCUAAGCUGGAAGCUACUCAUUUGGAGAAAGCCAAGGAACUUUAUACUAGAGUUCUAGUUCAGCAUACAGCUAAUCUGUAUGCCGCCAAUGGUGCUGGAGUGGUAUUGGCAGAGAAAGGACAUUUUGAUGUCUCAAAAGAUCUUUUUAUGGAAGUCCAAGAGGCUGCAAGUGGAAGCAUUUUUGUCCAGAUGCCAGAUGUGUGGAUAAACUUGGCACAUGUUUAUUUUGCUCAAGGCAAUUUUGCAUUAGCUGUUAAGAUGUAUCAAAAUUGUUUGCGGAAGUUCUAUUAUAAUACAGACUCGCAAAUUCUCUUGUAUUUAGCUCGUACGCAUUAUGAAGCUGAACAGUGGCAGGAAUGCAAGAAAACUUUACUAAGAGCUAUCCACUUGGCGCCUUCAAAUUACGUUCUGAGGUUUGAUGCGGGUGUUGCAAUGCAAAAAUUCUCAGCAUCUACUCUACAGAAAACAAAGAGAACAGUUGAUGAGGUGCGCUCAACGGUUGAUGAGCUGGAAAAUGCUGUUCGAUUAUUUAGUCAGCUGUCUGCUUCUUCCAACCUUCACUUCCAUGGGUUUGAUGAGAAGAAAAUCAAUACCCAUGUUGAGUAUUGCAAGCAUUUACUAGAGGCUGCAAAAGUUCAUCGUGAAGCAGCUGAGCGUGAGGAGCAACAGAAUCGGCAAAGACAAGAAGUUGCUCGACAGAUGGCAAAGGCUGAUGAAGCCCGUCGAAAGGCAGAGGAACAAAGAAAAUUUCAGUUGGAGAAGAGAAAGCAGGAGGAUGAACUAAAAAGGGUGCGGCAACAAGAGGAGAAUUUUGCACGUGUAAAGGAGCAAUGGAAGACCAGUACUCCUGCUUCUAAACGAAGAGACAGACCUGAGAUGGACGAGGAGGAGGGAGGCCAAAGUGAGAAGAGGAGAAGAAAAGGUGGAAAGAGGAGAAAGAAGGACAAGAGCUCGAAGUCACGCUAUGAGACAUUAGAAGGAGAAGCUGACAUGAUGGACGAUCGUGAAGAGCUGGAAGAUGAAGAUGCAAAUACAAAUUAUAGGAAACACAGACUCCAGCUGGAUGAUCAGGAUAAUAAUGCAGAAGAAAAUGCUCAGGAACUUCUUGCAGCAGCUGGGCUUGAAGAUUCUGAUGCAGAGGAUGUAGCUGCACCUUCCUCGGCAGGUAGGAAGAAACGGGCAUGGUCAGAAUCUGAUGAAGAUGAGGUACUGGACAGAAAUCAACAGUCCAGUCCAGUCCGUGGAGUUCCUGCUGACCUACAGGAGAGUGAUGGAGAAAUCAGGGAUGAUGCCGAUAAUCAAUAUGGUGAUAAUGCUGCUGCUGACGAGGAGGAUUAAAUAUGAAGUUUUGAACUCUAGCUGUAGGAACUAAUUAACAUGCAAAUGUUUCGUGAAAGUUGUAUGCUUUGUGCAUUAGGAAAAUAGACUUACUUUAUUUUCCGUAUAUAUAUCUGCAUGCUUCCCGGAAUUGUCACAUAAAUUAUAGCUGUUAUAUGCUAUAGGCUACACAGUUUAGAGUUGGGUGUUCAAAUUUUGUUUAUGCGAGUCCUGAACUUUAGAUAAGAUGGUAUUCUUAGUAUAAUCCUGAUAAUUUGUAUUAUUUUUA